Molecule: messenger RNA, 537 nt
Organism: Seminavis robusta
Lineage: Eukaryota; Bacillariophyta; Bacillariophyceae; Naviculales; Naviculaceae
Source: the annotation of a GenBank genome assembly
AUGCCAAAUUCCCUCCACCUUUGUUGUGUUGGUUAUUGCUUCCCUCACCAGCUCUGUUCAUCCCUGUGUUACGCGCAUUGCAAUGAUGCAGGUCCAUACGAAGGCUCAUACUACCACGAGCGCUUUCUCCGAGUACGUCCGUCCUUGACAAUAAGCAUGUCGUCGAAAAAUGCAGGACAAAAACUGGAAUAUUCACGGAAACGAAGACAGCAAGAAAAAGAGAAACGAAAACGGGGAGGGGCACAAUCGACUGACCAGUCGAGUAGCCAGCCAGGUGAAUUCUCUCCUGCGAAGAAGCAAAAGAAACGAGCCAGUCCCACCGGAGCCAUCAAAAAGUCCGCUAGUAACCAAGAGCAGCAUGCUUCAAAUCUUCAAAUGACGACAGCAUUGCCAAAACACGAACGACGACAAGCAGGAAGAAUCCGUGCAGAACGGAUACACCAAUAUAAUCAAAGAGCUGGAGCGCCAACUUGUACAUUUGAUGUCAGUGCAGAACCAAUACACCUAUCGAAUCAAAGAGCUGGAGUGCCAACUUGA